This is a messenger RNA of Striga asiatica, 639 nucleotides long. Lineage: Eukaryota; Viridiplantae; Streptophyta; Magnoliopsida; Lamiales; Orobanchaceae. The record is from the annotation of a GenBank genome assembly.
AUGCUGACGGCCAGAGGCUCCUCGUCAGCAGUGACCCGAAUGCUCAUGCAAGUGGCCGAUCCGUUUGGAGUUGUUCGUUCGGAUCCCUUUGCUCAUCAUGAGAUUUGCGGCUUUCAGAUCGGGCCGCCUGGCGAUCCCCGGGCCCCGGGUCUUGGAUUCCUCAAGCUGAGUCAGCUUUUUACGGAGAAAAUCGCCGAGAGUAUCGAGGCCACGGUUUCACUGUCACCGGCUGACCUUCGAAAAUCGUUGAAUUCGUUCAGCUUGAAUAAGGUCAAGAAAUGGUUGACCAUGGACUCAAUGUCAAACUCCUCACCGUUUUCGACCCGUAUCUUUUUGGGCCGACCCGGGGCCCGCCGUUUGCCAGUGUUGCUGCUCGUGUACUGGUCGCUCGGGUUCUGUGAGUCGCUAAAUUCAUCGUCCUCCGAAGGGGAAGGGCCCGAUUGGCGGGUCCGGGAGGACCGUUUGGGCUGGCCCAACCCGGAUGCUGCCAGGGGAGAAUCCGAAAUUGGGCUGCGGAAGAUUGUGCUGGGGGCCCGAAUUGGAGUGGUGUGGCCCGUUUGGGGAAAGGAAGGGGUAAAACGGCUGGACACCGGUGGGAAAUGGGCCCGUGGGCUGAGCAGCAGUGUUUGGGGACAGGCC